AUGUCAAAGGAUCCAGCUUGGAAUUAUUGUCACCUGCAAAACCCACAAGAUAGGAAUGCAACAUGUAAUUUUUGUGAAAAAGUUAUGAAAGGGGGUAUUUACAGGGCUAAGCAACACAUUGUAGGAGGAUAUAGAAAUGUACAAGCAUGUAAAAAGUGCCCUGAACAUGUGAAAGAGGAGAUUAGAGAAUACAUGAGCAAGAAGAAAGAAGAAAAGGAAUACACAAAUUUGUUGCCGGAUUUUGAUGACAUGGAUGAUCAAGAUGAGGAUGAUGUUGCAAUUAUUGAUGUUAAGGGUAAAAGAGUGGCAAGUGGAACUGGAAGCAAUAAUAUUCAAUCAAAAAAGCAGAAGCAGAAAGGUCCUAUUGAUUUGUACUUCACCCCUCCUCCGGAAGUGGCUGUGCAAAAUAGAAAAAAUGACAAGGGUAAGCAAACAACAAUUGACAGUGCUUGCAAGAAAGAACUUAGAAACCGAGCAUGCCAACGGUUUGCAAGAUGGAUGUAUGAUGCCGAGAUAUCAUUCAAUGCCCUUAAUUAUGAUAGUUUUGCACCAGUUGUUGAAGCUAUUGGCCAACAUGGUCCAGGAAUGAAACCUCCGUCUUAUCAUGAGGUGAGAGUUCCCCUCCUCAAGAAAGAACUGGGGCAUACAGACAAUUUAAUGCGGGAUCAUAAGGAGGAAUGGGCAAAAUACGGAUGCACAAUUAUGGCAGAUGGAUGGGAGGAUAAAAGACUGAGGUGUUUGAUUAAUUUUCUGGUGAAUUGUCCUAAAGGGACAAUGUUCAUUCAAUCUGUCGAUGCUUCCUCUUAUUCAAAGACCGGUGAAAAAAUGUUCGACUUGCUUAACAAGUCCGUGUAG
Messenger RNA from Cornus florida, 855 nucleotides. RefSeq lists its product as uncharacterized. NCBI's taxonomy places the organism in Eukaryota, Viridiplantae, Streptophyta, Magnoliopsida, Cornales, Cornaceae. The transcript has a single exon. Bases 1 to 855 code for a protein of 284 amino acids. Gene Ontology annotation, molecular function: DNA binding. The record is from RefSeq and is a predicted model, not a curated record.